GUGUGACACUGGGUGUGAGGCCUCGCUGUGAGGGACCCGGGAGGCCAGCCCCCUCCAGGACGGAGGUCGUCGGAGGCCAAGCUGAAGCAUGGGGCCCGUGGGGGGCCCCGGCGUGGCAGUCGUGGCGGGGCCCCUGGGCCUCCUGCUGCUCCUGCUGGCUGGAGACUGUGCUGGAGAAGAGCCCCCGAGGUUCGUUAAGGAACCCAAGGACCAGAUCGGGGUGUCCGGGGGAGUGGCUUCCUUCGUGUGUCAGGCCACGGGCGACCCCAAGCCACGGGUGACCUGGAAUAAGAAAGGGAAGAAGGUUAACUCGCAGCGCUUUGAGACGAUCGAGUUUGAUGAGAGCGCUGGAGCCGUGCUGCGGAUCCAGCCCCUGCGGACGCCCCGGGACGAGAACGUGUACGAGUGUGUGGCCCAGAACUCGGCCGGGGAGAUCACUGUCCACGCCAAACUGACCGUCCUGCGAGAGGACCAGCUGCCCCCCGGCUUCCCCAACAUCGACAUGGGCCCCCAGCUGAAGGUGGUAGAGCGUACACGGACAGCCACCAUGCUGUGCGCCGCCAGCGGCAACCCCGACCCUGAGAUCACGUGGUUCAAGGACUUCCUGCCUGUUGAUCCCAGCACCAGCAACGGGCGAAUCAAGCAACUAAGAUCAGGGGCCCUGCAGAUCGAGAGCAGCGAGGAGACGGACCAGGGCAAGUACGAAUGCGUGGCCACCAACAGCGCCGGUGUGCGGUAUUCGUCCCCGGCCAACCUCUACGUGCGAGUCCGCCGCGUGGCACCCCGUUUCUCCAUCCUGCCCAUGAGCCACGAGAUCAUGCCAGGCGGGAGUGUCAACAUUACCUGUGUGGCUGUGGGCUCGCCCAUGCCCUACGUCAAGUGGAUGCAGGGGGCCGAGGACCUGACGCCCGAGGACGACAUGCCCGUGGGCCGGAAUGUGCUGGAACUCACCGACGUGAAGGACUCGGCCAACUACACGUGCGUGGCCAUGUCCAGCCUGGGCGUCAUUGAGGCCGUAGCACAGAUCACCGUGAAGUCACUCCCCAGAGCCCCAGGGACGCCUGUGGUGACAGAAAACACAGCUACCAGCAUCACCAUCACUUGGGACUCGGGCAACCCCGACCCCGUGUCGUACUAUGUCAUCGAGUACAAAUCCAAGAGCCAGGACGGCCCCUACCAGAUCAAAGAAGACAUCACCACGACACGCUACAGCAUCGGGGGCCUGAGCCCCAACUCUGAGUACGAGAUCUGGGUGUCAGCCGUCAACUCCAUCGGCCAGGGCCCGCCCAGCGAGUCGGUGGUGACGCGCACGGGCGAGCAGGCCCCCGCCAGCGCGCCCCGCAACGUGCAAGCCCGCAUGUUGAGCUCCACUACGAUGAUCGUGCAGUGGGAGGAACCCGUGGAACCCAACGGGCUCAUCCGCGGCUACCGCGUCUACUACACCAUGGAGCCCGAGCACCCGGUGGGCAACUGGCAGAAACACCAUGUGGACGACAGCCUGCUGACCACCGUGGGCAGCCUGCUGGAGGACGAGACGUACACCGUGCGCGUGCUGGCCUUCACUUCGGUGGGCGACGGGCCGCUCUCAGACCCCAUCCAGGUGAAGACGCAGCAGGGAGUCCCGGGCCAACCAAUGAACCUUCGGGCUGAAGCCAGGUCGGAGACGAGCAUCGGGCUGACCUGGAGCCCCCCGCGGGUGGACAGCAUUAUCAAAUACGAGCUCCUCUUCAAGGAAGGCGACCGUGGUCACGAGGUGGCCCGCACGUUCGAUCCCACGACGGCUUUUGUGGUGGAGGAUCUGAAGCCAGACACUGAGUACGCCUUCCGCCUGGCGGCGCGCUCGCCGCAGGGCCUGGGCGCCUUCACUUCAGCCGUGCGACAGCGCACGCUGCAGUCCAAACCGUCCGCCCCCCCUCAAGACGUUAAAUGUGUCAGCAUGCGCUCCACCGCCAUUUUGGUAAGUUGGCGCCCGCCGCCGCCGGAGACGCACAACGGGGCCCUGGUGGGCUACAGCGUCCGCUAUCGACCGCUGGGCUCGGAGGACCCGGAACCCAAGGAGGUGAAAGGCAUCCCUCCAACCACCACCCAGAUCCUACUGGAGGCCUUGGAGAAGUGGACGGAGUACCGCAUCACCACCGUGGCGCACACAGAGGUGGGGCCGGGGCCCGAGAGCUCGCCCGUGGUCGUCCGCACCGAGGAAGACGUGCCCAGCGCGCCGCCGCGGAAGGUGGAGGCGGAGGCGCUCAACGCCACGGCCAUCCGCGUGCUGUGGCGCUCGCCCGCGCCCGGCCGGCAACAUGGCCAGAUCCGUGGUUACCAAGUCCACUACGUGCGCAUGGAUGGCGCCGAGGCCCGCGGGCCGCCCCGUAUCAAGGAUGUGAUGCUGGCUGACGCGCAGUGGGAGAUGGAUGACACGGCCGAAUAUGAAAUGGUCAUCACAGACCUGCUGCCCGAGACCUCCUAUUCCAUCACGGUAGCCGCCUACACCAUGAAAGGCGAUGGCGCUCGCAGCAAACCCAAGGUGGUCACCACGAAGGGAGCAGUGCUGGGCCGCCCCACGCUGUCGGUGCAGCAGACCCCCGAGGGCAGCCUGCUGGCCCGCUGGGAGCCCCCGGCCACCAGCGCCGACGACCCGGUGCUGGGCUACCGGCUGCAGUUCGGCCGCGAGGACUCUGCGCCCCUGGCCACGCUGGAGUUCCCGGCGUCGCAGGAUCACUACUCGGCGCCGGGCGCGCACAAAGGGGCCACCUACGUGUUCCGGCUGGCGGCGCGCGGCCGCGGCGGGCUGGGCGAGGAGGCGGCGGCGGCGCUGCACAUCCCCGAAGACGCGCCCCGCGGACACCCGCAGAUCCUGGAGGCGGCGGGCAACGCGUCGGCCGGCACUGUGCUCCUGCGCUGGCUGCCGCCCGUGCCCGCCGAGCGCAACGGGGCCAUUGUCAAGUACACCGUGGCCGUGCGGGAGGCGGGCGCCGCGGGCCCCGCACGAGAGACCGAGCUGCCCGUGGUGGCGGCGGCCACCGAGCCCGGGGCCGAGAUGGCGUUCACGCUGCGGGGCCUGCAGCCUGACACGGCGUACGAUCUGCAAGUGCGAGCCCACACGCGCCGGGGCCCCGGCCCCUACAGCCCCCCUGUGCGCUACCGCACCUUCCUGCGGGACCAAGUCUCACCCAAGAACUUUAAGGUCAAAAUGAUCAUGAAGACAUCGGUGCUGCUGAGCUGGGAGUUUCCCGACAAUUACAACUCCCCCACACCCUACAGGAUCCAGUACAAUGGGCUGACGUUGGACGUGGACGGUCGCACCACAAAGAAACUCAUCACGCACCUAAAGCCCCAAACCUUCUACAACUUCGUGCUGACCAACCGGGGCAGCAGCCUGGGUGGCCUGCAGCAGACGGUCACUGCCUGGACGGCCUUCAACCUGCUCAGCGGCAAGCCCAGCGUGGCCCCCAAGCCCGACCCCGAAGGCUACAUCACCGUACACCUGCCCGACGGCCAGAGCCCCGUGCCCGUCCAGAGCUACUUCAUCGUGAUGGUUCCGCUCCGCAAGUCUCGCGGCGGCCAGUUCCUGACCCCGCUGGGCAGCCCGGAGGACAUGGACCUGGAGGAGCUCCUGCAGGACCUGGCCCGGCUGCAGAGGCGCAGCCUGCGGCACUCGCGGCAGCUCGAGGCGCCCCGGCCCUACAUCGCCGCCCGCUUCUCGGCGCUGCCCGCCAGCUUCCGGCCCGGAGACCAGAAGCAGUACGGGGGCUUCGACAACCGGGGCCUGGAGCCGGGGCACCGCUACGUGCUCUUCGUGCUGGCCGUGCUGGCCAAGAGCGAGCCGACCUUUGCAGCCAGCCCCUUCUCAGACCCCUUCCAGCUAGAUAACCCGGACCCCCAGCCCAUCGUGGACGGCGAGGAGGGGCUCAUCUGGGUGAUCGGGCCCGUGCUGGCCGUGGUCUUCAUCAUUUGCAUCGUGAUCGCCAUCCUACUCUAUAAGAACAAACCCGACAGCAAGCGGAAGGACUCGGAGCCGCGCACGAAGUGCCUACUCAAUAAUGCCGACCUGGCGCCCCACCACCCCAAGGACCCCGUGGAGAUGAGGCGUAUCAACUUCCAGACCCCGGGCAUGCUCAGUCACCCGCCCAUCCCCAUCGCCGACAUGGCCGAGCACACGGAGCGGCUGAAGGCCAAUGACAGCCUCAAGCUGUCGCAGGAGUACGAGUCCAUUGACCCGGGCCAGCAGUUCACCUGGGAGCACUCGAACCUGGAGGUGAACAAACCCAAGAAUCGCUAUGCCAAUGUCAUCGCCUACGACCACUCCCGCGUCAUCCUGCAGCCCAUCGAAGGCAUCGUGGGCAGUGAUUACAUCAACGCCAACUACGUGGACGGCUACCGGCGGCAGAACGCCUACAUCGCCACGCAGGGGCCUCUGCCGGAGACCUUCGGCGACUUCUGGCGCAUGGUGUGGGAGCAGCGCUCGGCCACCAUCGUCAUGAUGACACGGCUGGAGGAGAAGUCGCGGAUCAAGUGUGACCAGUACUGGCCCAACCGCGGCACCGAGACCUACGGCUUCAUCCAGGUCACGCUGCUGGACACCAUCGAGCUGGCCACGUUCUGCGUGAGGACAUUCUCUCUGCACAAGAACGGCUCGAGUGAGAAGCGCGAGGUGCGCCAGUUCCAGUUCACGGCGUGGCCCGACCACGGCGUGCCCGAGUACCCCACGCCCUUCCUGGCCUUCCUGCGGCGUGUCAAAACCUGCAACCCGCCGGACGCCGGCCCGGUGGUGGUGCACUGCAGCGCCGGCGUGGGCCGCACCGGCUGCUUCAUCGUCAUCGACGCCAUGCUGGAGCGCAUCCGGCCCGAGAAGACGGUGGACGUGUACGGGCACGUGACGCUCAUGCGGGCGCAGCGCAACUACAUGGUGCAGACGGAGGACCAGUACAGCUUCAUCCACGAGGCGCUGCUCGAGGCCGUGGGCUGCGGCAGCACCGAGGUGCCCGCGCGGAGCCUCUACGCCUACAUCCAGAAGCUGGCACAGGUGGAGCCCGGCGAGCACGUCACGGGCAUGGAGCUCGAGUUCAAGCGCCUGGCCAGCUCCAAGGCCCACACGUCUCGCUUCAUCAGUGCCAACCUGCCUUGUAACAAGUUCAAGAACCGCCUGGUGAACAUCAUGCCGUAUGAGAGCACGCGGGUCUGCCUGCAGCCCAUCCGCGGCGUGGAGGGCUCCGACUACAUCAACGCCAGCUUCAUCGACGGCUACAGGCAGCAGAAGGCCUACAUGGCCACGCAAGGGCCGCUGGCCGAGACCACCGAGGACUUCUGGCGUAUGCUAUGGGAGAACAACUCGACCAUUGUGGUGAUGCUGAGCAAGCUACGGGAGAUGGGCCGGGAGAAGUGCCAUCAGUACUGGCCGGCUGAGCGCUCUGCCCGCUACCAGUACUUCGUGGUGGACCCCAUGGCCGAGUACAACAUGCCUCAGUACAUCCUGCGGGAGUUCAAGGUCACGGACGCCAGGGACGGCCAGUCGCGGACCGUACGGCAGUUCCAGUUCACCGACUGGCCUGAGCAGGGCGUGCCCAAGUCUGGCGAGGGCUUCAUCGACUUCAUCGGCCAAGUGCACAAGACCAAGGAGCAGUUCGGCCAGGAUGGACCCAUCUCGGUGCACUGCAGCGCUGGCGUGGGCAGGACGGGCGUGUUCAUCACCCUGAGCAUUGUGCUGGAGCGCAUGCGGUACGAGGGCGUGGUGGACAUCUUCCAGACGGUGAAGAUGCUGCGGACACAACGGCCCGCCAUGGUGCAAACCGAGGACGAGUACCAGUUCUGCUACCAGGCGGCGCUGGAGUACCUUGGCAGCUUCGACCACUAUGCAACCUAAGCCAUGGUCCCCGGCGCGACGUGACGCGUGUGCACCCGUGGGGCGAGCCACGCGCAGCAGGCCCACG
This is a messenger RNA of Ochotona princeps (American pika), 5924 nucleotides long. It is a transcript of the gene PTPRS, whose product is annotated as protein tyrosine phosphatase receptor type S. Bases 89 to 5857 code for a protein of 1922 amino acids. NCBI's taxonomy places the organism in Eukaryota, Metazoa, Chordata, Mammalia, Lagomorpha, Ochotonidae. Gene Ontology annotation, biological process: protein dephosphorylation. The transcript has 33 exons. The record is from RefSeq and is a predicted model, not a curated record. Gene Ontology annotation, molecular function: protein binding; protein tyrosine phosphatase activity.